Messenger RNA from Gongylonema pulchrum, 303 nucleotides. The record is from the annotation of a GenBank genome assembly. NCBI's taxonomy places the organism in Eukaryota, Metazoa, Nematoda, Chromadorea, Rhabditida, Gongylonematidae.
AUGAAGGGGGCAAUAUGCAACAAGACUUGCGAACAUUUGGAUCCUUGCUAUAAUGUUCCGAUGCCGCCCGAAGAUCCGCGGAUGCAGGGCACGAAGAAGCCAGAAAUUCCAUGCAUCGAAGUGGAGCGCUCCAGUGCAACUUGUGGCUCCGGCCAAACCGGUCCAAUCUAUCGACAGCUUACGUAUCGGGAACAAAUGAACAUUGUAGGUUUUUCCAUACAGCGGAAGACGGUGGAACUGUGGAAAGCGACGAUCGCUAGCUUGAUGCAACUGAGAUGCGGUAUAAUAAACCUCGAGCUGUGA